Messenger RNA from Blepharisma stoltei, 255 nucleotides. The record is from the annotation of a GenBank genome assembly. NCBI's taxonomy places the organism in Eukaryota, Ciliophora, Heterotrichea, Heterotrichida, Blepharismidae.
AUGUCCCUUAAUUCGCUCAGAUUUCUGCUUACAAGUUCUAAAACGAAGUUUCACCAUCUUACUUCUCUUGGGAGAGGGCUUGCACUAGCUAUAAUCUUGACCAUUCUACCUCUUUGCAAGACCCAUAGAGAUCUAAGCUCUCAUUUAGUAGCCUCUGAAUUUCUUGUUCUGAAAGCAGCCCAGCUGGGUAUAAAUCAUCUUCUUCUAAAAUCGAGAGCUUUUCGCAGCUUGGCUUUGGGUGCCAAUAUGAGCUAA